This is a messenger RNA of Mizuhopecten yessoensis (Yesso scallop), 1250 nucleotides long. RefSeq names its product hematopoietic prostaglandin D synthase-like. Gene Ontology annotation, biological process: glutathione metabolic process. The record is from RefSeq and is a predicted model, not a curated record. Bases 92 to 754 code for a protein of 220 amino acids. The transcript has 5 exons. Lineage: Eukaryota; Metazoa; Mollusca; Bivalvia; Pectinida; Pectinidae. Gene Ontology annotation, molecular function: glutathione transferase activity.
UGUAGCUGACACAUUUAACUUUACAUCCUAAUCGGACGCACAUCUUGUACAUAUCGAUACAUUUUUUUUAUCAAAUUCAUAUCUUUCCAAUAUGCCACCUAAGGUAGUAACGAAGACAGGAGCAGCGGCAGCUAAGCCAGCCGCCAAGUCAAAGUAUACCCUUACUUAUUUCAAUAUAAGAGCACGUGGCGAGCUUUGUAGAUUGCUGUUUGCUCAGGCUGGAAUUGAAUACAAGGACGUCAGGAUAGAACAGGCAGAUUGGCCAAAAUUCAAAAAAGAAACCCCAAAUGGAACUUUGCCAUUUUUGGAUGUUGAAGGGAAGCAGAUCGGGCAGAGUAUGGCUAUUGCAAGAUAUUUGGCUUCUGAGUUCGGAUUGAAUGGGAAGAAUAAACUGGAGAGUUGUAUGAUAGACGAAUACCUCUGCAACAUUGUAGACUUUAUGACAAAAAUAUUCGCCCCGGUAUUUGAAAAAGACGAAGCCAAAAAGGCCGAGCUCACGAAGGAGUUUGCAGGGGAAAUUCUACCUAAAUUUCUGAAGAUGACAGAAACCAAAAUCGGUAAAUCUGGUUGGAUUAUUGGGGAAAAGAUAUCGGUCGCCGACAUCGCAUUAUAUGACGUUCUUUUUGGUAUAUCACAGACAGAGGGCGACAAGUUUAUGGCUUUGGCACCAAAAGUCAAGGCCAACUAUGAGAAGGUCCAAUCACAACCAAAGAUUAAGGCCUGGUUGGCGAAGCGUCCGGUAACAGCGAUGUGAGCAAUAUCAGGACAGCAUAUUGUUUAUAGAUUAACUCACAGGGUCACACAUCAUGUACAUACAGUUGACAUUCGAUAUGAAUUGUAUCAAUACGGAGAUCAACUGGAUCACAAAUCGUUACAACGGAACGUUUGUGUAGAAAGCGAGAUCUUCUGCCUUGACAAGUUGUACUUUUCAACACGAGAACUUUCGUGUCGGUACAUUGAUAUUGUUAUAUAUAUAGCUACGUGUCGGUACAGUGAUAUAGUAUUUUAUAUAUCUAUGUGUCGGUACAGUGAUAUCGUGUUUUAUAUAUCUACGUGUCGGUACAGUGAUAUAUUGUUUUAUAUAUCUACGUGUCGGUACAGUGAUAUAUUGUUUUAUAUAUCUACGUGUCGGUACAGUGAUAUAUUGCUUUGUAUAUCUACGCACACGUCACGAUGUGAUCGGAACCAGAUCACGUGAUAUUUGUUAUUUAUUUAACAUUUCACAAUAAAAGAAUUUAAAAAACCUUAAA